Messenger RNA from Prionailurus viverrinus (fishing cat), 1366 nucleotides. It is a transcript of the gene GALK1, whose product is annotated as galactokinase 1. The coding region runs from base 58 to 1236 and encodes 392 amino acids. Gene Ontology annotation, cellular component: cytosol; cytoplasm. The transcript has 8 exons. Gene Ontology annotation, biological process: galactose metabolic process; carbohydrate phosphorylation. The record is from RefSeq and is a predicted model, not a curated record. NCBI's taxonomy places the organism in Eukaryota, Metazoa, Chordata, Mammalia, Carnivora, Felidae. Gene Ontology annotation, molecular function: ATP binding; galactokinase activity.
GCGCGGCCCCGCCCCGGGCAUCCCGCGCCGACCUGGCCUCGCUGCAGGGUGAGCAUCAUGGCCGCUUGGAGACAGCCCCAGGCCGGGGAGCUGCUGGCCGAGGCCCGUAGAGCGUUCCGGGAGGAGUUCGGGGCCGAGCCCGAGCUGGCGGUGUCGGCGCCGGGCCGCGUCAACCUGAUCGGGGAGCACACGGACUACAACCAGGGCCUGGUGCUGCCCAUGGCACUGGAGCUUGUGACUGUGCUGGUGGGCAGCCCCCGGGCAGACGGCCUUGUCUCCCUCCUGACCACCUCCGAAGAUGCUGAUGAGCCCCGGCGGCUCCAAUUUCCACUGCCCACAGCCCAGCGGUCAUUGGAGCCCGGGACCCCCCGCUGGGCCAACUAUGUCAAGGGAGUGAUUCAGCACUACCCAGCUGCUCCCCUCCCUGGCUUCAGUGCAGUGGUGGUCAGCUCAGUGCCCCUGGGGGGCGGGCUGUCCAGCUCGGCGUCCCUGGAAGUGGCCACAUACACUUUCCUGCAGCAGCUCUGCCCAGACUCCGGGUCCAUAGCUGCCCGGGCUCAGGUGUGUCAGCGGGCCGAACACAGCUUCGCAGGGGUGCCCUGUGGCAUCAUGGACCAGCUCAUCGCACUGCUGGGGCAGAAGGGCCACGCGCUGCUCAUUGACUGCAGGUCCCUGGAGACAAGCCUGGUGCCGCUGUCAGAACCCAAGCUGGCCGUGCUCAUCACCAAUUCCAACGUCCGCCACUCGCUGGGCUCCAGCGAGUACCCUCUGCGGCGGCGCCAGUGUGAAGAAGUGGCCCGGGCGCUGGGCAAGGAGAGCCUUCGAGAGGUGCAGCUGGAGGAACUGGAGGCUGGCAGAGAGCUGGUGAGCAAGGAGGGUUUCCGGCGGGCACGACAUGUCGUGGGCGAGAUCCGGCGCACGGCCCAGGCCGCGGCUGCCCUGAGCCGCGGAGACUACAGAGCCUUUGGCCGCCUCAUGGUAGAGAGUCACCACUCGCUCAGGGAUGACUAUGAGGUGAGCUGCCCCGAGCUCGACCAGCUCGUGGAGGCCGCGCUGUCAGCACCUGGGGUUUACGGCAGCCGCAUGACUGGUGGUGGCUUCGGUGGCUGCACCGUGACCCUGCUGGAGGCUGCCUCCGUUCCUCAGGCCAUGCAGCACAUACAGGAGCAGUACAGCGGCACCGCCACCUUCUACCUCUCUCAGGCGGCCGACGGUGCCAAGGUGCUGCACUGGUGAGGCCCUCCCCGGGACAGCACCCGGUGGGCACGGGGCCUGCCAGGCAGCACGUCACGAAGCUCCAGGCCUCUGGCGCCUCUUGCCCUCUGCAUCUGGGUGCUCAAUAAACUUGUGCCUCCCACCACGAUAA